Rotaria sp. Silwood1 is the source of this 1077-nucleotide messenger RNA. NCBI's taxonomy places the organism in Eukaryota, Metazoa, Rotifera, Eurotatoria, Philodinida, Philodinidae. The record is from the annotation of a GenBank genome assembly.
UAAAACUGAAAAUAAAUCUAGUCGAAUAGUUUAUGGAAACCACUACGUGUUUCUAUUGUUUAGCUAUAGAUACAAUUAUUCAAUCUGUUCAAUACGAACGUUUAUCCAAGCAUAUAUCUCCUCAUUUACUUAUAUUACAUAAAUUAACUUCUCAACAAGAAUUAAUACCAUCAAUAAUACCAUGUUCUGUCAUAUUACACCAAUUAGAAAUACAAACAUUCAUACAACAAGAAUCUCCAUAUCAAAUGUUUCAUUUUCAAUAUCAAUCAUCAACAAAUUUCAUCAUUAGAUUCUAUUGAUUCAAUAAAUCAUCAAAUUUUACAAACUGAAAUUAAUUAUUUACAAAAACAAUAUGAUGAAGCGAGUGCUAUUGGUGAUUUUACUCAACAAUUAGCUGCUGAACACAUUAUUUCAAAUAAACUUCAAAUGAUUGAAUCUUUUCAAGAACAAGAAAAAUCGCAAAAAGAUAGUCAAAUAGAAAUUCAAAUUUCUUCCACAAUCGAUAAUCAACAAUCAGUUGAAUAUAAAAAAUCUAAAACUUCAAUAAAAUCAUCAACUAUCAAUGAAAAAUCUCUUGAUACAAAUCAAAUUAAUGAACAAAUACAUGAAAUUUUGAACAAUUAUGAUACAAUUUUACAAAAACAUAUACAAAAUGAUCAAGCAGAACUUUGUAAAAUACAAACUGAUAUUGAUCAAAUAGAAAUUCAAACAGAUAAAUUAUCGUCUACCCAUAUAGAACAAGAAUCAAAUAAAAUAAUGCAUCAACAAACGAUUGAUUCUAUUGAAGAUCUUCAUCGAGUAAGUAUACUUCUAAAACAAAAAGAUAAAAUUCCUCUCCUAAUUCAUAAUAAUUUAGAAACAUCUCUUGAAAAAUUUCAACAAGAAAAUAAUCGUGAAAAACAAAUUGAUAUACAACUUCAAAUCUUAGAUAAAAUAGAUCAAUUAGAUAACCAAUUCAUUAAUCAUAAAACAUUAGAAAAUCUUCGUAAACAUCUUCACGAAGAACAACAAAAACAACAACAAGCUUCAUUAAAUCUUUCAUCAGAUAGACAAAUACAUAGUGAUACUCAUAUUUAA